Molecule: messenger RNA, 7593 nt
Organism: Siniperca chuatsi (mandarin fish)
Lineage: Eukaryota; Metazoa; Chordata; Actinopteri; Centrarchiformes; Sinipercidae
Gene: gpr173
Product: G protein-coupled receptor 173
Exons: 2
Coding region: 1093-2277 (394 amino acids)
Biological process (GO): G protein-coupled receptor signaling pathway
Cellular component (GO): plasma membrane
Molecular function (GO): G protein-coupled receptor activity
Source: RefSeq, a predicted model, not a curated record
AUACACAUGUAAGUCUGUAAGUAUGUUUUAAUAUUUAAACAAUGAGUCCGAACAGCAUAAACACAGUGCAUGCACUGGGGCUCUCUGGUGGGGGGGCGGGGGGGCCCUGGGUCUGCCCCCUCCCGCAGAAAGCCCGGGGUCGCCCCUGUCCUGUUCAGACGGGAUUAAAGUCUCCAGCAGCUCCCGUGUGUCCGGACUCCUGGAGCAAAGCUGCCCGCCGCGAGCCUUCCUGCUGCGCGUCCCUCUGCCGGCGACACCGCAGCCCCCCAUGUAGGACGUUAUUUAGUCCCGCAUGCCCGCCUGUCUGUGAGACAUGGACCGGGUCGGCCUCGGUGUCGCGCUCGGAUCUCGGAGGCCUCGGCACGUCGGCUCGUGUCUGAGCUGAAGCCGUCGGAGGGUUUCUUCACCAUGACGGGGGCAAAGCGGGCGGAAGUGCGGCGGCUUUGUGUCCACGGGGCGUCUGCUGGCGUGAGUCCGCUCCCGCACGACAGGACUGUACUACUGUUACUGUGAGAUACGAGCUGACAGCAGACAGGAAACCCGGUCUGAAUAGUGAUGAACCACCGGUCUGGGCUGCCACCGGGACCGGGAUUUUACUGGCGACCGGCACGAGCUUCUGUGGAAAACACGGAGACAUGACAUGCACGAGGAAGAAGAGGAAACGCAGCGUCGGCUUCUUUAAAACCUCUGUUUUUCAAAGGGAGUCCGCAACAGGCUUUGACAAAGACCUGGACCGCGGCUGUCUGUAACGCCGUCAGGUGCUGCUGCCCCUCUUUUGCAGGCCUGCCACUUGUUUUUCUGAGGGGGCAGCCAGGCGGAUCUGAAGCCGUAUUUCAUGUAGACCGCAACAGACGGCCUUCCUGCCGCCGCGAGGAGGACGAGCAGCCCGCAGCAGACUCCUGGAGAGGAUCAGCAGGUGAGACGACAUAUUACACCAAAGGGACCCUGCUCGAAAUGGGGCGAUGUGGAUUGAGGUGUUCCUGUUCCUCGUGAACUGCGGAAAGAAGGAAGCAACCACGAGGACGAAGGAACGACUAGCAGGCGGAGGAGGCGCGGAGGGGUGGUGGCUUUGGUGUCUGAAGAAAAGGUGGUAUGGGUGGGGGGGCAUUCGGGAUGGCGAAUGCAAACGAGAGCAGCGAAGGGCCCGCUGGGCCCAUGGCAGCAGUGGUGGCUACCGCAGGAGGGAUGGUCGCAGAGAGUCCUUCCUCAGCUGUCUCUACCUAUAUCAAACUGGUGCUACUGGGGCUGAUCAUCUGCAUCAGCCUGGUGGGCAACCUGGUGGUGUCUCUGCUCAUACUACGGGACCGGGCCCUUCACAAGGCACCUUACUACUUCCUGCUGGACCUGUGCCUGGCAGACACCAUUCGCUCAGCCAUCUGCUUCCCCUUUGUGCUGGUGUCCAUAAAGAACGGCUCUGCCUGGACCUACAGCGUGCUGAGCUGCAAGGUGGUGGCCUUCAUGGCAGUGCUCUUCUGCUUCCAUGCCGCCUUCAUGCUGUUCUGCAUCAGCGUAACACGCUACAUGGCCAUUGCACACCACCGCUUUUACUCAAAGCGCAUGACAUUCUGGACAUGCGUGGCAGUGGUGUGCAUGGUGUGGACACUGUCUGUGGCGAUGGCGUUCCCGCCUGUUUUUGACGUGGGCACCUACAAAUUCAUUCGCGAGGAGGACCAGUGCAUCUUUGAGCAUCGCUACUUCAAGGCUAAUGAUACGCUGGGCUUCAUGCUAAUGCUGGCUGUGCUCAUUCUAGCCACGCAUGUUGUCUACAUGAAGUUACUCCUCUUUGAGUACAAGCACCGCAAGAUGAAGCCGGUCCAGAUGGUGCCGGCCAUCAGUCAGAACUGGACCUUUCACGGGCCGGGGGCUACUGGCCAAGCGGCAGCCAACUGGAUUGCGGGCUUUGGCAGGGGCCCAAUGCCGCCCACUCUGCUGGGAAUCCGGCAGAACUUGCACAACCAGAACCGGCGCCUGUUGGGCAUGGAGGAGUUCAAAGCGGAGAAGCAGCUUGGCAGGAUGUUCUACGUGAUCACCCUGCUGUUCCUGGUGCUCUGGUCUCCCUACAUAGUGGCUUGCUAUUGGAGGGUGUUUGUCAAGGCCUGCACAAUACCACACCGGUACCUCUCCACCACCGUGUGGAUGAGUUUCGCCCAAGCCGGGGUCAACCCUAUUGUCUGUUUCUUCCUUAACAAAGACUUGAAGAAAGGGCUCCUUUCCCACCUACCAGCCUGCUGCAGGACUAAACCUCAUCUGCCACGAGAGCCUUAUUGUGUCACGUAAACAGAGAUGGUGAUCUAAACAUGGAGAACAACCAGGGGGCAGCCAACAGAUGUGUUGUGGGAGUGUUUGCUUGAGUUAUUGUGGCGUUUCAUUCAGUGCAAGCUACUUUUAAGCAGCGAGUGUAAACUAGUGAGUGUGAUGGUAAAAACACUGGAAUGGCAAGCAUGUAUUUCCAUCUGCCAAUCCGUUUUCACUCAAAACAGCAUACAUGGAGUCAGACCUUGACUUCUGAUAACAAGAGGAAAAUACUUUAAUAGCAAAACAAGCAAGUAAUAAUGCAGUCACUGUGGAAACCAAGCCAGACCAAAAGCCACCAACAAAUUACAUGAGCUGCUUUAUAAAGAACGUCAAAGUGGCCAAUUAGAAAAGUCCUGGAUUGACACAGAGGAUGUUUGAGUUGGUUUGGAGAUUAAAAAGAUUCCUGAAGAGGACAAAGAUCAACUUUUCUAGUCUAAAUCUAAAUUCCACUAACAUGCUGGAUUAGUUAGCAAAGUCAGAUAAUCUUAUUUGUACAGUGACGGUGGAGAGACGAGAGGAAACGAUGGAGAGAGAGAGAGAUGCAACAAAGGUCCUCGGCCAGAUUUGAACCGGCGUCCUAACCCCUAAACCGGGGGGGCUUAACCCCUAAAUGCACCUUUUAAAAAAAAAAAAAAAGUAUUUGAUUAUUAGUACUUGACAUUAUUUAAAAAAUAUCAUUCCACACAACACUCAAUCCAAAGACUCUUUUUGUUCAGCUGUUUACCCGCGAAGAGUCAGUUAUCUCAAAGUACGAGAGGCGGGAAUCAGUUCAGAUUAUAAUACAUUACGUCGCCUUCUGGCCUGGAAACGAUCUAGAGAUCCAGUCUAAGUCUUUAGAAACACUGUGUUCUUGAAGUCAUGCUGGGGUCCUUUGACUCGGGGGGGGGGGGCAGUGAGAUGGUUUGACUGACGCUCCUGUGAUGCUCUUCACUGAAGGAGGAACAUAACGUCACUGUGUCUUGUGUCUGAAGCAAACGCAUCAGUGACAGAAACACCGACCCGUGCUGCGCAGCGGCUUUUCUGACUAUUAAAACAAACGAAGGUCCUUUCCAGGUGACUGCAGCAAUGUACUACUGACACAGGUGUGCUUUAAAUUCUGUGCAUCACUUGAAGACAAAAGAUCAGCUGCCUGAGAUCAGCUCAGUUAAGGGUGAGCAGAGGCAGCUUGUUAUAGUCUCAACGCAGUGCCCAGCUGCAUAAAACACACUUUCAUUAUCUGCCCAUCGUACUGAGGAUGUGUUGGAAAUCACUUCCCAUUGGCUACAUGGUGCACUUUAUUUACUUUACGCUGCUUUGUGUCUGAAGUUUAAAAUGUAUGCACGAUGUAAUGCCCUCAAAAAUCCCCACAGCGAAACAAACAAACGCCCAGAGUGGAUUUUUAGUUAAAAACCCAACGACACAACAAAGCUGUCAGAAUGUCCACAGAGACGGUCCGCCGCGGCGUCCUCUCGGCGGUCGGCAGAAUCCCGUGAAUGUAUGUAAAAGCCUGUUUGUUGACAGCUGAGAAAUGAACAUUUAAUGAUUCAUUUUAUUUGUUACUGACUUUGUCGGCAAAACUGCUUUUUCUCGUUUGUUUCUGUCCCUGAAGUUAUUCACUCUUCAGCACUAAACAUCAUCAAAACCAGUCAAGUGUAGCGGCAGUGUAUCUGUUACACAUUAUAGAAACGUGUUCUGGACUCGGAUGUACUCUGCCUCCACGUGUAGAUGUGUUGAAUACAUCGCGAGCCCUUUUCGCUCUGCAGUGGAGCUGUUUGACAUGCUGGCCCUCACUCUUUAGUCCUGUAAACUUCAGUUACGUGAUUCUGUGACGAAGCAGAAAGAUGAUGGUUCCUGAAACCUCACUUGACUUGGGAGCGGGUCGUCCUCUAAUCGGAAGGUCGGCGGUUCGAUCCCGGCUUCCCCCGGCCCACGUGUCGAAGCGUCCCCGGGCAAGACACUGAACCCCACGUGGCUCCCGAGGCUGAGCCUUCAGUGUGUGAAUGUGACGUGUAGUGUGAAGCGCUCUGAGUGGUCAGAAGGCGCUACGCAAGUACAGUCCAUUUACCGUUUAUUCACCGCAGAGUAACUGAAGUGCUCAUGUUGUCAGGACGAGGGAGUAAUUUCUAACAGUCAAAUCAAAUCAGGAAUCAAAUCUGGAUUAUUAUAUUAAAACUCAGAAAACAGCUGCACUGGCUGAUCAACACGUCAAAGUGAAGACAGGAGAAAGUCUCCACGGGACACUCUUCUCUCUGUUUCAUUCUGUUUGGCCCUGAAAGCAUUUAGUUGUCGUCUCUCACUCGUGCAGCAGAAAACACACGGGAAGGAAUUCGUUUCAGGCUUUGAACCUACAGAUUAAACCUUCCUGGUUUUUCCUGAGUCACAAGUUACGUCCGUAAAACAACUUUUACUGAAGAGAACUGCUAAAGAAAAUCUCGUGUAUGUAACUGGGCACUGGUGACUGCAUCCAGCUCUCCAAUCGGGUUCGUUCAAACACACAUUUGCUCCAUGUGAAAAACAGUCUAUCAAGUGAGAUGUGACAAAAUACCAAAGCAGAGGCCAGACAGGAGCUUUAGGACAACGGGGGCUACUAAACACUGUGGACUCAGUCACGUUCGUACGUACAAGCUUUUCCCAGACGGGGUAAAUUCACUCAGAAUUAGGAGGUACUGAUUCAAAAGAUAUAUACAUAUAUAUCCAAAUUCUAAGAUACUAUUACUCGUAUUUUCUUUUUAAAGCAAAGUGAUGAUACUAAAUCUAAACUGACUUUUCUAAGAUGUCAGAAUUAUUACUUUUCAGGCCAAAAUAAGAGAAAUAAUAAUACGUUUUUAAAAAGUUAUUUCAUCCUGCGUCUCGACGAUAACGAGGUAAACACUGAGACGUCUGGCACCAGAAUCUUUUACAAACCCUGAAGCUUCCUUUAACUCAGCUCGUGAUGUUGAUGUGGAGCCUGGGAGAAACGAGACUGAAGGUACCGGAGGUGUGAGGAUGCAGCAGAAGGCUCAUCUGCUUUAUUUUUGCACAAAUCUAAAUAAAUCGAUGAACUGUGCUUCUUUCACGUUUCGCUCUGAAAACAGUGUAACUCGAAGUUUAGGUGGAAGUAAAGGGCCGAGAUUGUAAUCCGGCAGUGAAGGUCUGAAACAUGACACAGUCCUGAGACUGAGGGCAAACAAAGUGUGUUUGGGGGUUUGAGGUGCCCCUUUGUCUCUGCUGGGCUCAUCUGAAACACCCGCCAACAGCACGCCAUCUUGUUUUUAUUUUCAGAGUUAUGGCCUUACUCCAUUAAAACGUCAAACCAAUGCAACAAAGAGCAGACAAACGUGUCUCUUCUGUACGUCUGAAGUCAUUGGACAGGAGGAAACAGAACACUGUGUACACUACUGACACUUCCCAUCAGAACCUGCAGGACCGACGGCGGGAACAAGAAAGGACUUUUCUGUUGCCGGCCGAGGAUCUGAUGAGCCCGCUCUGGACGUUUGAGUCUCUCAGUUGUUUUCCUCUCGGACAUCAACGUGAGGAAUGAAGGGAAAAUGACUUUCUGUCUUUCUAACUUCAUCUCUGAGACAAAGCCAGAGAAGAGACGCUGGAGAGGCCGGGCAGUGCUUUUUUAGUUGCCUCAGGCAGAUUAUCUUUUGUAAAUUUACUGUGACCUCUGUACUAUUAGUGUGUAUUAUAUGACAGCAAACCAACUUUGAAAUGCAAGGAAGAGUUCCUGAUCAUCGUAUUUUUACUGUGUGUGUGUGUGUGUGUUUCUAUUGGCAGGUGUGUGUGUGUGUGUGUGUGUGUGUGUAAGAUGACGGUUACAUGGAUGAGACAGAAAACGUUUUGAAGACAUCGUUCCUGCAAAUGCUUCCUCAGUAUUUCUCAUGUUGCAAUCUUUUCCUGCCACAAAGAUCUGAAUGUUUUCAAACCGAUGAAGUUUACUCAAAGUCCCUUUUGUAAAACAUGAAAUCGAUGAUUAUUAAUUGGACUGGAUUUUUUUGUACAUAUUUAGGGAUAAUGAAGAGCGUCCGGACAGGCCACAUGUGACUGCAUACACUGGCGUCUUUCUGAAUGUGUCAUUGAAGAAUUAGUACAGCAAACUACAAGGUUCAUGAUGAUAAAUAACCAAUAACUGUACAUAAAAAACACUUUGGCAUCAAGUCAGCACUCAAUUUGCUCUUCUCUUUAAAGGAUUCAGCUUGGGUCUCCAUCAUUCCCGGCAGUAAUAACAACUGUUCUGAGAUCUGCGAACACCUCCCAGUCUGAAGGGUCAACAAACAGUCAGGUGAUCAGACAGCUGGGAAACUUACCUAUUUGUGUUCCUGUCCAAUGAGGGAUUAUUUCUGGCAUCGUCUUCGUCUGGAUAAACUGCUAAACUGUUGUUUCCUGUCUGAUCGUCUGACUGCUGGUGUUUCUUCCUGUCAGACUUUGGUUGUAGCGAUGUCGCCGUGUUCACAGAUCUAAGAAGGAACCAACAGAAAUGACGGCUGAAAUUACAAAGAAAUAAAACCCAAGUUUUAGUAAACUGGACUUAUCCUUUAAUCCUCGCCUCUGGGCUCAAAGACUGGCUGUAAGCCGGCCUGGUCGCACCAGACAGAGCAGAGUGUGAAGCUGUCGUUGCACUUGUCAAGCAGCACCGGCAGCUAGCGGUCAAGCUAGCUAAACCAGUAACAAAAUACAGCAACAUACAGUCAAACAAGAUAUUAUCGUUCAGCAUUAUAUCGGUUUGAUAUCAGCCGACGAUGUAAACGGGCUUGUUUACAGAAGUUCACCAAAGUUGACUCCAGUAGUUGUAAUAAUUCCAUUUUAAAUGAACAGAGUUUGGUGUGAAUUGUUUGCUGUCACGAACGCUGGUGUGAUGGGCCCCUGAAAGAAAAGGAGCCAAAUUCCAAUGUGACGAGUGAAUGUCCAAAUGAGUCUUUGGUAGUUCUGCUGUGUUACUGUCAAACACGCACAGUAACAAGGCAUCACAGCGGCUUCAAACACUAUAAAAUAUUCUUUGGGAGAAACUCACAACACUGCAGUGUCUUAGAGAGGGUGCCUCUGAAUUCUCCAGUUUUAUUUUGAAGUAGAACAUUAAAUGUCAAAGGUUAAAAGAAAAAUCUCAUCUCGGUGCAUCCUGAAUUUUAAAAAAACCACAUAAAAAAAUACCAAAAGGUUUGAAGGAUGUGAAAGGAAUUUCUUCUGACCUCCGAAAAUCAAGUCAGACGCUGCGGUUUCCCUUUGUUAUGUAUUAUUAAAAAAAGUGGUUGAGCUAUUACGCAUGUCUCUGGCGAUUUAUGAUUUUUGUUGUUGGUUUUGUAACGAAAAUAAAUUUCAUUUGAAAUGAUGAGAACAUUA